Molecule: messenger RNA, 6314 nt
Organism: Bursaphelenchus xylophilus (pine wood nematode)
Lineage: Eukaryota; Metazoa; Nematoda; Chromadorea; Rhabditida; Aphelenchoididae
Source: the annotation of a GenBank genome assembly
AUGAACUCUACCCUUUAUCCGGGUAGACAAGUACGAGCGGAAUCGGUGGGAUGCUGCUUGGGCAUCAGCGAGCAAGACGCCCUUCUGCUCGACGUCCAAGGCUAUCAUCGCAUCCGGCGGCGGUCCACCAGGAAGAGUAUUCAUCAGCAGAAGGCCAUUAACUUCAACGAGUGGGCCAACAAAAAGUAAGUCAUCUGCUUAAACGCGCGAUGCCUUGGGGGGUGAUUUGACACGCUCCGUUAGGGGCGGGUUGGGCAUUUUAAAAACACGACUGGUCUGCACUUUGAUUUUAGGGAGUAGACGGGAUAACAGAGGUCGAGCGAGUAGAGGUUGGUUUGGCAACAAUGCCGACUUUAUAAGGCCGGCGCGGGUUCCCAACAAAGGACACCCCAAUGCCCGACCCCGUCGUGCGCGUCUUUCUUUCAUCCCUCAGGGUGAGAGCGUGAAAAGUCGACAGAAAACAAAUUCCUUCCCGUCUUUGUCUCCUCAGCACCUUUAUCUCCCAGGACAGCGCAUCCAUUCUGGGAGGGCCGUAUGAAAAUCCCGUUUUAUAAGGCUUUGAAUUGGAACAGGUGAGCCGGUGGGGGCCUCCAUUCCUUCCCAGAACUUAUCCCCCCAGACAUGCAUGCUUUUGAGAAGGAAAUUUCUUUUGAUGACUUCCUUCUUGGUAUGCCUUUAAUUCCAGGGGUUAGGGAUAUAAAGGGGGAUUUGACCCGGCCUACCUCCAAAGCCGAAAGAAUACUUUUGGUUUUAUGAAUCCGCCUUCCUCUAUGCUUUUCUGGGCCCUCCUUAAGACGACCAGGUUUAGUCGAGCAUUUCACUGGCAUUUUUUUAAUUAAACCGGUACAUUUGCCGCGAGCUAGUUCCCUUUUUACGGGCCGUUUUUAGAAGGCCGCGCAUAUAAGAGACCCUAACAAUCGUUUCUUUAACAUCUUCUUCCACUUAUUUCAAUCUGGAUUGGAAUUGUAAUGUGAAUUCUUUACUGAUACGUUGAUGUUUGCUGGCAUGGGGUGAGCACAACGGAUACCGGCAAAGCUCUCUGAAGAGCGCGGUGCAUAUUGUUUUGUUUUUUGUGCAUGCGGCUUUGGCCGCUCUCCUUUUCGGGCGGAAAUUUUUUUCGAAUCAUUUAUUCAUGAAAACUGCCUUCUCGGAUGCAUGUACGACAACAGUUAACUGCUCGAUUUGAGAUCAUUAGCCCAUUUAAUUCGCACUCUCGGCGAUGCUUCCACUCGUUUUCAGACCCGAGGGUGACAUUUCCGAGCUUGUCCUAUAUUCAAUCCGAAUUUAUUUUUUUCCAGUGUACAGAAAAGGGGGGCUCAUGUUGCCUCAAAAAAUGCAAAACGUGCAUGCAUGGGCCGAACGGCAGGUAAACCGAGCGGCGACGUUCAUCCGGAACGUAUCCAUGAGCAUCUCGACGGAGGAAGAAGAACAAAUGAUUGAAAAUCAGUGCGUAACUUAAUCAAGUGUAUUUCACAUGAAGGGGAAAGGGCGACUAAAAGCAAGAAUAACAGAGUACAGUAUUUAAAUUGCGUCAAUGUUAGAUCGAAAAAAGUUUUUGCAGAGCGCAUUAGUUUAAUUGGCAUUGUGGGGGCAGCACACGGCCAAGUUUCGAAUGGCAUGCUGCGAUAUUUAUGGUGGUGUCCUAAUAAGGUCUGAAAGCAAAGCAAUGCAACUCGCCUCUCCUCUGAUGCCUAAGGCCUAAAAGCCGGGAACGAGGUCAGACCUAACUCAACGACUUCCUGACGCCUACUCGCUGCGUGUUUGUUGUUUCAUUCAUUCGUGAUAUGUGACCUCGUAUUAUUUUCCCACUGUGUCUGCCACAGCCAACCAUAAUUAUUCCAUGCCGCGCUCAGCUAAACGCCGGGGGCGACUACGCCGUUCUCGGUAAGGCAGGCUAGCCAAACAUAAAGUGGGACAGGGAUCAGAUUUGUAUUUAGUUAGCUGUAAUGUGUUAUAUAUGUACUUGUUGUUUACGUAGCCAUUGUUUAGAGUGCAAGCAUCCGACAACUACUUUUUCGAGCAAUUUAUCUCAUCGCCGACGUCAGAGCCCGAGCCCUCAGGCAACGAUGGUCUUACAAUCGUCCGUCUCUCAAUCAAUGACGAUCAGAAAGCUCUUGAGGUAAACAAUCAUUCAAUGCAAGCUUGUCUAAAUUAAAAAUAUUAUAUUUAGAGUUUGUAUGUGGAAGCCCUUUAUACGAUCGUCCAUAAAGUCGGGAAAACAUCCACGAUUCCGGAACAAGCGUUACUCAAAUACGUUCAGAAUGCAUUCCAAAUUGAUGAUAAUAAACAUGAAGAGUUGAUGGACAAAGCCAGAGGCAGUAAAGUAUGAAAGAAUAUUUUAUUGUGCAAAUAAUUUAAGCCCCCCAUCGUAUUACUAAAUGUUCACUUGCUGGAAGCGAAGGAUUUGAUUGCUAAGGAUAUCAAUGGUAAAUCUAAAACGUCAUCCAAUCUUCGGGUUACUUUAGGGUUCAGCGAUCCGUUUGCCAUGAUGGGUGUGGUGCCUGGUCGCAGAGGAAAGGAUGUUCCGGAUGAAGGUGUAGACAGCGGCGUAGAUGACAACCCCCCGCCACCCUCUCCUAACAAUGCUACAGGUCAAGUGAGUCAGUCUACAUCCAAUCAACGUCGCCAUUCCAAUACGCGCCGCACCAGUCUCUCGGUAUCUACGAUUCGCUGUUUGAUCUGACAUUUCCCCUUUCCUCCUCUUUCGAUUUCCAACUUUUGCUUCCGAGACUGUUUGCGGUGCCACUUUGACGUUUCGAUACUUUAAUAUAUGUUCCUUCUCUAAUUCAAGUCGUUACCUUGUACACUUUUAGCAAGCUGUCCAAAAGCACGCCGGAGUUUUCCACCGUUUCGGCGGAUCCUUUCGACGGAAACUGGGUUCCGGGUCUAAGAAGGGAAAGAACAGCGAGUCAAAGGCCAUCCCAGCCAAGUUAAUAAAAGCAUCAUCAGUUCAACACAAGACCCUCUUCCCCAAAUGGAACGAGAAAUUCCAAUUUAUAGUGGAAGAUGUGGACACCGAUAAAUUCCAUCUUGAUAUCUGGUAAACCUACUCAUAAGAAGCUCAUAUUAAAUUCUAGGGAUCACGACGACGAAGAAAGUAGUGUUCUUGAUGCAGUCACAUCCCUUAAUCAGAUCAGCGGAUUGAAAGGACUUGGCCGUUACUUCAAAGAGGUCACCCAAAGUGCAAGGGCAGAUUCCAACGAUCUUCUGGACGAUUUCCUUGGUUCAAUAACACUAAGAAUCAAAGUAAAGACUAUCGUGUUUUUAUCUCACACUUAUCUAGGAUAUCCCAUCCACCGGUCUUGAAGAGUGGUUUACAUUGGAGAAGAGGUCGGAUAAGUCAGAUGUAUCGGGCCAAGUCUUACUUCGCCUCUGGUUGAGUACAAAGGAAGAGCGAAUGAGUGAACAAGAUGAUGACCUACUUGACGUUAAACAACACAUUGAGUUGAUACGACAAUUUGCAUUACAAGAGAUCAGAUUGUCUGGAGUGGGUGCACUUCGUCAGUUAUUUAUUUCUUUUAGGCCCCAGUCAGUUUCUUUCAAGGGGACCUGCCCGAAGCAGCAAAUAUGAUUCUCCACCAGCAUGCCAUUCAAGGAGAUCUCAGCGAAGUUCAUCAAUCGAUGUGGUAAGUAGCCUCAGUCUUCGUCUGAACUCACUUUAGCCAAUGGUUAGCAUACAGUGCGAUGAUUAACAUUGGAUUGUCGUACGGAUUCCUGUAUGAGAUACUCCGAAACCUCAUCGCUAAAUGGCUACCACUUUCUCUCGACAAGGACGAAGAAAAUAUGUUGGCCGACUCUUUCCAGAGAUUCGAUGAACAUUGUAAACAACAGAUACUCGAGCACCGGAAGAACAUAAACGUCGAGAAGAGGGUGCAAUUAGAUUCUUUCGGCAAUAUGAUCCGUUGUAUGAAGCUCUUGAGGGAAAGUCAGGUGUACCAAAAGGUUAUGAUCGUGCCGAUUGGGUUUGAACAAGAGAUUCUUGGUCUUCUGACUGUAAGUCAUCAAAAAUGACGUAACUUCUUCUAGCAAAGCGCUAUCGAUUUUUUCGAAUACAUCGUCGAGAAGGAAGACAGCUGUAAUGUAGGUCCUUUUACGCAUUUUAUAACAAGAUUUAUCGCUUAACAACACCCAACAAUAACAUUCCAGAAUCCGUGCAAAGAGCUUUUGAAUAUCCUCAUUGGAUUAAAUCAAGCUCUCCGAAAGUCUGCUCAAUUUGAAUCGAUAAUCAAACAAUGUGCUUUAGUAGAUUACCUCCCACCAACAUAUAAAGAAUUCGAUAGACUUGUAAGGUUACUGUUAUACAUACUUAAUUUAUUACUGCAUUUCAGUUGGCCGAGUAUAUUUCGACCGAACUUAUGAAUUCGAAGCCAAAUUCACUUAAAAUUGCCUUACAAAACGCCCCCGACACCGAGUCUGGACUCGUUAUGAUGCUCAAGAUCCAUUUCGAAUACUGCGAAUUUCGAGAAUUUAGGAACAAAAAACAAAAACACAAACUAGACACAAUUGAGUGGAACCAAUCGUUCGAUAAAGCCAUCUCCAAAUGGUUCGACCUGGCCAGAAUCCGGGCCUUUGCCAGAGUUGACAUUGCCUGUCAACUGGAUGCACAAGUACAAAUCCCAUCCAACGAGAUCAAACAUACCAGUUCUUAUAUUGAUAUAUGUCAUGUAAUCGAACAAUUGAUCAACACCUGGGAUCGAAUGAGAGUAGAUGACACUCUUUUGCGGGUCGAUCUGACAGAGAAAAUUGUGCUGGCCAUCUGCAAGAUCGCUGAGUACUAUGUGGAUCGGGUCAUGGCUCAACUUGCAUCUGAUGGAUUUUGUGGGAUGCUUCAUCCAGUUCUUCCACCAGCCAUGAUUAACAUUGUAAGUCAUACGUAAAAGCAAGGUACCCGCGCAAAUCUGGCUUGCACCCGCUUACUCUUUAUCAUUUUUUCACCCAAUUUUGGGGGUAUCCCCCUCCCCAAAAAUACACCCCUGCAUUAAAGUUUUUCUAGUUCUGUGCCGCAAUUAAUAAUGCCGAGCAAGUCCGAAGGAGUUUAACUAUCCAAGAAAAACUAAAAUUGGAUGAACUGAGUGCGCUUUACACAAAAGUUACAAAACAGAAAUGUGAAUGGAGAAAGAAGGUCGAAAAGGAAAUCGAAAACUGUGAGAGGUACAUCGGAGAACAAAUCGACUCUACCGUCGACAGAAUGGUACAAAGACAGGUCCCUCAACUCAAAAAGCAUGUCUUUCAUCUAGCUUGGAGUCCAGCUGCAUGUCCAGUUGAACAGUCCUUGAAACCAUUGACUGAUAUGGUAUGUUUAUCUGGCCGCAAUUAAACUUUGUCACCGUUUCAGUUAGACACCGAACUUUCAACAGUGCAUAGGAUUUUGCUGCAUAGAAAUUUCGUGAGGAUAAUGUAUGCACAGGUAAAUACUCUGGUAAAACUGUUGCAAGAGUGCAUUAACGAGAACCCCGGGUUAGAGCCAGGAUUCUACCAACGAUUGGCUGAUGCCUGGAAUAUCAUGAUGGACUUCUUCCAUGCCGGAGGAAAGGGAAUCUCGAUGGAAACAUUCGCUUCCAUCCCUGCCCACAAAGCCCUGGCCACUCAACUAUGUCUCAAUCAACUUCCGACGGUCAAAUUGAUCGACCGGUAUUACCUAGACCUCCUUAAAAUACAAAACGAUGUAACGGAGUGCAAGUAUGGGAUCCUAAACGUCAGAGCAUAUUACAAUUCCAAUUCUCAAACAUUGGUGAUUGAUGGUGAGGGUACCCUUUUUAAAAGUGUUCAUUUUUUUAGUCAUCGGAGCCAAACAAGUCAUCCCGCUAGAUUCUAACGGAUUGAGUGAUCCUUUUGUUGUCAUUGAAGUUGUCCCCAGAUUGAGAUUCCCAGCCCUUCAAGUUGGUAAAACAAAAGUUGUCAGCAAGUCCUUAAAUCCGAUAUUCGACGAAACUUUUGAAUUGUAAGAUUAUUGGCUUUUAGUCGAUAUCAUCGCAGUCAUAAGAGGUCAAGUUUUACAUUUCAGUACUGUACCUCCAAAGCUUCCAUCAUGUGCCAUAAUUCAUUUCGUCGUGAUGGAUCACGACCUCUUUCGAUCCAAUGAUUUUGCAGGAGAAGCAUUCCUGGAUCUGCAUGAAGUGCCAGGAUUUGGAACUGCAGGUGUUUCGAAUACCCUGAAACAGUUCAACUUGGUAUUAAUACACUCCUCAACCAAAAGUAGGCCUAGUUUUGUUUAUAUUAUGUUUCUAGAUCAAGGAGCCCUAGAUGUCCUCGAGAGCAGAAAGGAGGACAAAGAUGCCCAGGAAUUCGUGAGAGCACUACAAGUCAGCUAUUGA